Paramecium octaurelia is the source of this 618-nucleotide messenger RNA. The record is from the annotation of a GenBank genome assembly. Lineage: Eukaryota; Ciliophora; Oligohymenophorea; Peniculida; Parameciidae.
AUGGAAUUAGAUAAAGUAAAUUUCCUUUCAUUCUAUUCUUUUUAGAUUCAUCAGUAUAAUAAAACAUUAACAUUUUCAAAUACUUAUAAACAUAGUGAAUGUUAAGUAAGUGAAGCAGCCAAACUUGUUUCUAGUGUUGGAAAUUCAGGUUAUUAUUUUUGUGUUUGUGAAUAAGCAAUUCCAAAAACUGGGAAAAUACAAUUUACAUUCUAAAUACUUACUGGAUCAGAAUGGUUUGUUGGAAUAGGAUUUAGAGAUAUAAUGCAAAAAAAUAAUUUUGGCAAUUGUUAUAAUGCUGGGUAUGGGUAUAAUAAUAAUAAAUCAUAAUAGAACAUAUUUAAUCGAUAAUCAUUGUCGAAGUUGGUCUCAUCAUAACAAAGAUGUACAUGAUAAAUAUUUAUCAUUUAAAUUUACAAAUAAUGAUAUAAUAAGAAUGGAAGUAAGUAUUGAAGAUAAAUAUAUUAAAUGGAGUAGAUAGAAUAAUCCACAAUUAACAUUUGUUGUAACUAUGAAAUUGAUUAUUAGUAGUUGGCAAUAGAUACCUCAUAAGAAUUAUAUCCAUGUGUUGGUUUUUAUUAAACAGCUUAAAUAAAAAUAUUAGAUUGCGCUAUCGUUUGA